AUGGAUGCCGGCUCUAUUCCAAAAGUAGCCUCUCGUGCGCACUCUGUCGCUGAAUCUGUUGCGGCAUUUUUAAGAAAGCAUGCUGACCUCCGCCUUGGAGGUAACACUGUCGACUUUGCGCAGGAACGUCGGCAUCAUUUGAAGGUAUUUGGGUUUCAUGCGCUCGCACCGGAGGAUAGGUCGCCGAUCAGGAAGGUUGAGUUCGAAGGAGUACGAGGCCCUUCCGCGAGAUGCUGCUGCCUUGUCUACAUGCAUGGUGGAGGCUACACGGUCGGCUCGGUGGAUGAGUUCGAAAACGGACUAAGGUCACUGGCAGAAGCGUCUGACGUGAUUAUAAUCGGGGUAGACUACCACUUAGCCCCUGAACAUCAGUUUCCAACCCAACUUGAGGAGUAUUCGGCCGUCAUAGAUUGGGCCCAAAGCUCUGAAGGUGCUCGGCGAGGCAUAUCCCCAGAUCUGGUUUUCGGAGGGGGGGAUUCAGCAGGUGGCAAUAUGACCGAAGCAAUUUCGCUCUUGCGACUAGAUCAAGGCCGAAAGAAUAUUGCAGGCCAGCUACUUCUAUAUCCAGAAUCCAGAGUUCCGUUUGAUACCCCUGCGUCGUCCGAGAACAACAGCGGUCAGGACCUCUAUUUGGUUUGCAACGGUAUUUUUAGCUUCGCCGACCAUUACCUACCAAAAGAACCGGGUAAUACCUACCCCCCAAGCCAUCGAUACGUGAGCCCUGGAAUGCAGAGCACGGAGCACCUGCAUGGCCUGCCUGCGGCAGCGUUGUUCACUUGUGGCUUCGAUCCGUUGCGAGAUGUGGGAGUUGAAUACGGGUCGAAGCUGCAGGAAGCGGGCGUGCCGGUGAAGUGGCAUCAUUACCCGAAUCUCACCCAUGGGUUUUUACAAAUGGCGCCAUGGUCGUCGGAAUGCAAAAGCGCCCUCGGGGAUGUCGCUCAAGAACUCAGACGGAUGGCUUACAGGUCGUAG
Molecule: messenger RNA, 972 nt
Organism: Penicillium chermesinum
Lineage: Eukaryota; Fungi; Ascomycota; Eurotiomycetes; Eurotiales; Aspergillaceae
Product: alpha/beta hydrolase
Exons: 3
Coding region: 1-972 (323 amino acids)
Biological process (GO): triglyceride catabolic process
Cellular component (GO): cytosol
Molecular function (GO): sterol ester esterase activity; triacylglycerol lipase activity
Source: RefSeq, a predicted model, not a curated record